CAGAUUAUUCUGUCCCUGCGAUCCUAUUUACGAGCCGACUCGGGAAUAACUCGUAUUUUGAUGUCUUUGUUAUUUUUUUGCGGCCAAAGGUCUGAAUAAUUUGGUAAACGCAGUUUCUUCGGAGAAGUUAAUGACGUUGCCCAGGUCAAUAAUAUAGUAACAGCUUUUACACCUAUGUCAGUCAUAGUUGUUAUGACAGUAAGGCAUUUGCUUUCGGUUUUUAGUUUUAUUCUAAGUAGUGGUCAGAAGUCGCAUUCUGAUAUGGACUAUUCCAUAAUAUUGUGAGUUUGGAAGGCAGAACCCUUGACCAAAGCGCGUGUCCUCUGUCGCGAUGACGCCAGCAGGUCUUGUUCGAGGUGACGUUUCGAGCAGACUCAAAGACGGUGACGUCAUCGCCAGGAACGGCAUUGAGGACAUACUCGUCGGAGCCGUUCCCAGGAACAGAAGACGGUUGUCGCAGGACAAUGCCCAAACCAAUAAAGAGAAUAACAGGAGAUCAGUGUUAAAUAACAUCCACAGAGUCAAGCCUCGGAACAUCACAGAGGAUGAUGGUCAAGAUGAUGUGAGAGUAGAUUCCACAGACUUCUACCUAGACAAAGGCAUGACCGAAUCUUCCCAAGGAUUCACUAUGUUCAGUAAUGGCAGGUUUUUCGGGACGACGAGUGGCAUUGACUGUAUGGGGCGCUCAGGGUCAAACAUCUUACAGAAGAGUGUUAUGUCUGAUGUUCUAGGCCACGGUGUGACUUCCCGCCGAACUAGGAACUCUAAUACCCGUAAUGAACACAGUAGACAGUUGUUCUAUUCCAACGACAAAACUAACAACAGAUGCGUAGUUCAGAACAGACGCUUUGAACAAGUCACGACAUUUUCAGUUUCGCCUCAUCUUCAAAUGGCCGUGGAGGUCGCGAAAUCAUUGGAAAUUGAGACCCACCCCUUUCUGUACAGUGGGUAUCGGAGAUCGCCCAGUCCAGGCUACAAUACUCCCGAAUCUCCCAGAUCCGAUACGUUGAAUGACGAUCUUAAAACAGAAUUAUCAAACGAAUACUUACUUUCUCCAAGACGUAAUUUAACCAUCGAUAAUCUUUCCAUUCAACAAACUCACUCCAAAGUUCGACCAGUUUCAUCUAAUUCAAAUAACAGGCAAGUGCCCCAACCGACGCAAACAAAUGUUGCAACUAGCAAUUCUAUUCUGAGAACUCGACAUUUGAGCGAUUCUGAACAUGACAAAAAAGAUCGCCUUAAUCAAUCACGCCAUCGGGGAACAGGUAGGAAAACGAGAUCGAUACACGCUUGGAUGUCAGCCUCGAGUUCAGCAAUCCCAGAAGAACCCGAGGGCCCAUUUGGAGAAAACAAGACUCUAAACUCACCACACACCCAACUCAAAGAAUUCGACGAUGAAGAUGAAGCCGAUUCUGUCUUCUUUUCAGACAACAAUAUUUUUCAUACUGAUGCUGAUAAAACUCUGAGCCCUUCUGGAUCGAGUUCUCCAGCAAGUGAUUGUCUCCCGAACAUUGACACUCACAAAGAUACCAACCGCCCUAAUCACGAGGCUAAGAACGCGAAUACUCUUACAGUGACUCCGUUUCUGAAAAGUAUACCGCCGGGACCAAAGAUGACAACUAAAAUAAAUGUGAGUCCUGCUUCGACGAAUUCGCUACAGAGAGAAAGCGCUCUAAAUUCAAAUACGUCGUCUGCUUUUGAAUCAAAACCCAUCAUAGAAAAACCCAAGACUCAGAAAAUGCCUGCCAAGUGUGGAGACAUGGGUAUUGAUACGUCAAAGAUUGACGAUUUUCCGGAGCAUCUCGAUUCCUAUUCAGAAACUCUCCCGCUGAAGCACCGUCGUCCCUCAAUGUGGAACAAACUCCGAGACCUCAGUCCACUGUCUCUCUUAGACCGUGUCAUGACGCCAACGGAGAGAACGAUUACGUCAUCACCAGGCUACACUAAAGCUGCAUCAUCCAGUAAGAUGAGCACUGCUUCCAGUGACGUCAGGAGGUCUGACAGCAAACACGAGAGAUGUCCCAACUGUGGAGAAAUGUUGCAGAGAGCCAAACCCACCCUCGUUGCGGUUAAGGGUAACGAGAAGACGUUUCUCUCUUGGAUUUUAAACAAAUGGGGCAAGAGGAAAGAAUUGCAGUCGUUCGGAGCCACGUCACAGCACCGAGGAUACCUCCCCCACUAUUGUAACUUCGUUAAGACCAAGACCCUCCAUGACCGCAGCAGCAGCCCUGCACUCAUCACAACCGAUGAUGAUGAUGACGUCGACGACGGCUAUAUCACCAACACGGAGCAGACUCCCAGCGAAAAAACGACGAGUGGCCGACGCAAGCCCCGACCUGUGAUCACAAAGAACAAAGAUGACGCUACAGGAGGGAAGGAGGGCGGGAUUAUCCGGGCCAUGUCUCCUGGCUCUACCGGCUACGACCCCAGCACCUUGUUUGACCGCCUAAGAGAGGAAGGGUUAGCAGCCCGACAACCGAUACAGAUCCCGACAACAGCUGACGUCACCAAAGACCAGGAUGUCACGGACACAGAACGGACUAAGACUGAGGAUAUUGAUACAAGCGACCAGAAGACUGCCAGUUUCUAUGACUUCGGAGACUUAACUGCAUCAACUGUGCGGGAAGAGACUAUGUUCAAGGCUCCUGUGAUUCCUUCCUAUCUAAACGAUCGUAUGGUUCUUUCUCUGCAGUCGAGUCGUUUUGAAUUACCGAUGGAUAUGAAGUCUUUGGAAAAGAUGACCCCCCAAGAGUACCUUCGGAAGCACUGUAUCAUCACUACCAGGAGGAGAACUUUGUACCAGAAGAUAUUCCAGAAACAUCGAGACAAAGACGGAAGCAUACAUGGCAAACAUGUGUUGUGUAAAGCCUUGAAGGAAGUGUUAGUGAACACUAUCAGCACAGACCAGGUGGAUGACAUGUGCCGCAUGUUGGAGGUGAACGAGACAACGUCUGUGGACAUCAAGCUCUUCUCGGGGGUCGCGGCUUUGGCCGAGAGAAUCCUCUACCCAGAUUUUCU
Molecule: messenger RNA, 3018 nt
Organism: Aplysia californica (California sea hare)
Lineage: Eukaryota; Metazoa; Mollusca; Gastropoda; Aplysiida; Aplysiidae
Source: RefSeq, a predicted model, not a curated record